GGGGUGAGUUGUCUGCCUUUUGCCCGAGACCCCUGCCCAGGGGUAGAUUGCCGUCUGUUGCCCGAGACCCCGCCAGGGGUAGGUUGCCCCUGUUGCCCGAGACCCCUGCCCAGGGGUAGGUUGCCCGUCUGUUGCCCGAGACCCCUGCCCAGGGGUAGAUUGCCACUUGUUGCCCGAGACCCCUGCCCAGGGGUAGGUUGCCCACCUGUUGCCCGAGACCCCUGCCCAGGGGUAGGUUGUCCGCCUGUUGCCGAGACCCCUGCCCAGGGGUAGAUUGCCACUUGUUGCCCGAGACCACUGUCCAGGGGUAGGUUGCCCACCUGUUGCCCGCCUGUUGCC
Staurois parvus is the source of this 339-nucleotide messenger RNA. The record is from the annotation of a GenBank genome assembly. Lineage: Eukaryota; Metazoa; Chordata; Amphibia; Anura; Ranidae.